AUGUAUCACCUAGCCAAGGGCUUGUACCUCCUAGCCACCAGCAAAGAAGAGUACUCCGUCAUCCUCCUCGGCCUUGACAAUGCCGGCAAGACAACCUUCCACGAGCAAAUCAAGCACUUCUUCCUCGAGUCGCGCCCAGACCCCAAACUCAAAACCGUGCCGACGGUCGGCCAAAACGUCUCGACGAUAUCCCUGCCGGACAUGUACCUCAAGAUCUGGGACGUCGGCGGCCAGCACUCGCUGCGCCGCCUAUGGCAGAGCUACUACGCCUCGGCGCACGCCAUCGUUUUUAUUAUCGACUCGACCGAUAUCGGCGACGGCAAUCUCGAGCACGACAAUGGCUCCGGCCGGCUCGACGAGUGCCGGCUCGUGCUCGAGGAUGUGCUGCAGCACUCCGAGACGGAGGGCGUGCCCGUCCUGGUGCUGGCCAACAAGCAGGACCGCGAGGACUGCGUCGAGGUCGUGAGGAUCAAAGAGGGGCUCGUGAAGAAGGUCUUUGAGGGCGAGAAGGCGAGCAGUAUCCGCGACUCGAGGGUGUUGCCUGUUAGUGCGCUGACGGGGACGGGAGUCAAGGAAGCGGUGGAGUGGGUGAGGUCGCGGGUGAAGUGGAAUAAGGAGUCUAGGCCGCCGGUGAUGCGGUAG
This is a messenger RNA of Colletotrichum godetiae, 642 nucleotides long. RefSeq names its product ADP-ribosylation factor family protein. The record is from RefSeq and is a predicted model, not a curated record. Gene Ontology annotation, cellular component: Golgi apparatus. The transcript has 2 exons. Gene Ontology annotation, molecular function: GTPase activity; GTP binding. NCBI's taxonomy places the organism in Eukaryota, Fungi, Ascomycota, Sordariomycetes, Glomerellales, Glomerellaceae. Gene Ontology annotation, biological process: Golgi to plasma membrane protein transport; intracellular protein transport; protein localization to Golgi apparatus. Bases 1 to 642 code for a protein of 213 amino acids.